Messenger RNA from Oncorhynchus tshawytscha (Chinook salmon), 2358 nucleotides. RefSeq names its product IL2 inducible T cell kinase (gene itk). The record is from RefSeq and is a predicted model, not a curated record. Lineage: Eukaryota; Metazoa; Chordata; Actinopteri; Salmoniformes; Salmonidae. Gene Ontology annotation, molecular function: non-membrane spanning protein tyrosine kinase activity; ATP binding; protein binding. Gene Ontology annotation, biological process: B cell receptor signaling pathway; peptidyl-tyrosine autophosphorylation; adaptive immune response. The transcript is spliced from 17 exons. The coding region runs from base 284 to 2146 and encodes 620 amino acids.
UGUGUGUGUGUGUGUGUGUGUGUGUGUGUGUGUGUGUGUGUGUGUGUAUGUGUGUGUGUGUGUGUGCAUCUUAGUCUGUGUGUGAGUGUUGGUUUCUAUCAGCCGUGCUCAAGGAAGUGGUUUACCUAGUGUAUCUACAGCGGAAACUCACACGACACGAACUCCCAUCAAUCUUUUCCUUCUCUCCACUCCUCUAUAGGUGUUCAGUCUAACUCUACAGCCCACCUCGCUGUCUCUGUCUCUCUCUCUGUCUCUCAAUGUUAGCCAGGUAUCUGUGUUCACUAUGCUCCCCACAGUCAUCUUGAAGGGGACUCUCAUCAAGAAAUCUCAGCAGAAGCGAAGGACGUCGCCUUGUAAUUACAAGGAAAGGUUCUUUGUCUUGGACACCCAGAACCUGACCUAUUCUGAACAGCGCCCUGGGAAAAAGCCCAGCCAGAAAGGCUGCAUUGAGCUCUCCAGGAUCAAGUGUGUAGAGAUAGUGUGCAGUGAAGCCCCAAUCCCCUGCAGCAACAAGUACCCCUUCCAGGUUGUCCACGACAACUGCUACCUGUACAUCUUCGCCCCGGACAACGACUGUCGUCAGAGAUGGGUCCGGGCUCUGAAGGAGGAGACCAAGUGCAACGCAUUACUCCUGAAGUAUCACCCCAACUUCUGGACGGAGGGGAGGUGGAGGUGCUGUUACCAGACAGAGAAGAUGGCUACGGGGUGUCAGGAGUACGACCCUGUGGGAUACGGUACAGCUUCCAAGAAGCCUCUCCCUCCAACCCCGGACACACAGCGGCGGCUCUCCGACCCGGGCCAGAGUGUGGUGGUUGCGCUACAGAACUACAGUCCUCAUGGAGACACAGAGCUGCCCCUUCACAAAGACCAGGAGUACAUCCUGACUGACAGCUCCCACCAUGAUUGGUGGACUGUACAGGACCACAGAGGAAACACAGGUUUUGUACCUUGCACUUAUAUAGCGGAAAAAUCCUGCAACAACUUCAACAGAUUUGAAUGGUACAACAAAGACAUAACGAGAGGAAGAGCUGAGGAACUGCUGAUGACAGAGGGUAAGGAAGGAGCCUUUAUGGUGCGAGACUCCAGGCAUGCAGGCGUCUACACUGUGUCCGUCUUCACUAAAGCCCCAGGAUCCAACGGGCAGAAGAACCCGCGGGUGAAGCACUACCAGAUCAGACAGUCAGAGGCAGAGGAGACGUCCAAGUUUUACCUGGCAGAGAAAUACCUGUUCAUGACCAUUCCUGAGCUCAUCCAGUACCACCAACACAACGCUGCAGGUCUAAUCACUCGACUGAGGCAUCCCAUCUCUCAGGGUAGAGAGAGCUUUCAGAGCCCUGCAGAACUCUCAAAAGGUCAGUGGGAGGUAGACCCGGCAGAGCUGAUCCUGGGUGAGGAAGUGGGCAGCGGUCAGUUUGGCCUGGUACUCCAGGGGCGGUGGAGGGAGCGCAGGGUAGCUGUGAAGAUGGUCCGGGAGGGAGCCAUGUCUGAGGAAGAAUUUAAAGAGGAGGCCAGGGUCAUGACGAUGCUGUCCCACUGUAAGCUGGUACAGCUGUAUGGUGUGUGUACCCAGCAUUCUCCCAUGUGUCUGGUGUUUGAGUUGAUGGAGCAGGGCUGCCUGUCAGACUACCUCCGAGCCAGGAGGGGGCGUAUGUCCCAGGACACUCUACUGGGGAUGUGUCUGGACGUCAGUGAAGGGAUGGCAUACCUGGAGAGCAACAACUUCAUCCACAGAGACCUGGCAGCCAGAAACUGUCUGGUCUCCUGCAACAACGUGGUGAAGGUGUCUGAUUUUGGAAUGACCAGGUUUGUUCUAGAUGACCAGUACACCAGCUCUCAGGGCUCUAAGUUCCCCAUCAAGUGGUCUUCUCCUGAAGUCAUCAAGUACUGCAAGUUCAGCAGCAAGUCUGACGUCUGGUCCUUUGGUGUGUUUAUGUGGGAGGUGUAUACUGAGGGGCGUCUGCCCUAUGAGAACCGGUCUAAUGGUGAGGUGGUGGAGGCCCUGAAUGCAGGCCUGAGGCUGCUGAAACCCAGACAGGCCCCAGAGGCUGUGCACCUCCUCAUGGAGUGGUGCUGGAAGGAGAAACCAGAGGACCGUCCAUCGUUUGCUCUCCUGCUGCACGAGCUGGCCUCUCUCUCAGAUCUCUGAGCCUGAAUGGACAAGCUAUUCAACCAAACCUAGUCUGCUAAAUAGCUAUCCGGGGUAAAUCAGGGAAGAAUCAUUUGCUCAAUAAAACUGAAGAUACUAUGCAAAAAAGACUUAGCUAGCUGUAUUUAUGUUAUUUAUUAAUUUCCUUCUAGUUUCUAUUUCUUACUUUUUUUUUAUAGCAAUCAUCUUUUUUUAUAAAAUGAAGAAGUCUA